This is a messenger RNA of Glycine soja, 1969 nucleotides long. Its product is annotated as heparan-alpha-glucosaminide N-acetyltransferase-like. Bases 78 to 1604 code for a protein of 508 amino acids. The transcript has 13 exons. Lineage: Eukaryota; Viridiplantae; Streptophyta; Magnoliopsida; Fabales; Fabaceae. The record is from RefSeq and is a predicted model, not a curated record.
UCUAUUCCACCCAAGAGAAAGAGACACAAGACAAGGGACACAUUUGAACUUUGUAGAAUAUUCAGUAUUCAGCAAUAAUGGAUGAAGAUCCUAAGAGAAUGGAAGAAGGCCUCAAUUCAGCAUUGAAUGGUGAUGGCAAUAAGGAUGACUUGAAGAAGAGGGCAACCAUUAAAACCAGUAAUGGAGGUUCUAUUUUUGAGCAUGACAAAGACACAAUGGCUAAGCCUGUGGCUGAGGGUGAGUCCGUACAGCAAAUAGCUGAACAGGAGCAACCACCGGUUAAGCAGAAGACAAAGAGGGUUGCAACCCUUGAUGCAUUUAGGGGUCUCACCAUAGUGUUGAUGAUUCUGGUAGACGAUGCUGGUGAAGCUUAUCCACGCAUUGAUCAUUCCCCUUGGAAUGGAUGUACUUUGGCCGAUUUCGUUAUGCCUUUCUUUCUUUUCAUUGUUGGGGUUGCCAUAGCCCUUGCACUAAAGAGAAUCUCAAAGAUAAAGCAUUCCGUAAAGAAGAUAAUCCUUAGGACAUUGAAGCUUCUCUUCUGGGGUAUAAUUUUGCAAGGGGGUUACUCUCAUGCCCCUGAUGAUCUCGAAUAUGGAGUUAACAUGAAAUUUAUACGAUGGUGUGGCAUUCUCCAGAGAAUCGCUCUUGUAUACUGUGUUGUAGCUCUAAUAGAAACAUUUACCACCAAGCUUAGACCCACUACGUUGGCUUCUGGACACCUAUCCAUUUUUGCUGCUUAUAAAUGGCAAUGGUUUGGGGGCUUCGUGGCAUUUCUCAUUUAUAUGAUCACAACCUUCAGCCUCUACGUUCCAGAUUGGAGUUUCGUGGAUCACUUUAACGGCGAUGAACCAAAGAGAUACACGGUCAUAUGUGGGAUGAGAGGACACCUAGGGCCAGCAUGUAAUGCUGUUGGGCACGUGGACCGACAGGUUUGGGGGGUCAACCAUCUUUAUUCUCAACCAGUUUGGAGACGCUUGAAGGCGUGUACAUUCAGUUCUCCAGGCAGUGGUCCUUUUCGUGAUGAUGCCCCAAGUUGGUGUCUUGCUCCUUUUGAACCCGAAGGCUUGUUGAGUUCUAUAUCAGCAAUCCUCAGUGGCACUAUCGGCAUCCAUUACGGGCACGUCCUGAUUCACUUCAAGGGUCAUUCGGAGAGGCUAAAACAAUGGGUCUCAAUGGGGUUUGUGUUACUCAUCAUAGCCAUCAUCCUUCACUUCACAGAUGCUUUACCAAUUAACAAGCAACUCUACAGCUUCAGCUAUGUUUGUUUCACAGCUGGGGCAGCUGGAAUUGUCUUCUCUGGGUUCUACAUACUGAUCGAUGUUUGGGGGCUCCGCACACCAUUCCUGUUCUUGGAGUGGAUAGGAAUGAAUGCUAUGCUAGUGUUUGUGAUGGCAGCGGAGGGCAUCUUUGCAGCAUUUGUAAAUGGAUGGUAUUAUGAAGAUCCACGUAGCUCACUAGUACACUGGAUCAAGAAGCAUGUGUUUGUCAAUGUUUGGCACUCAGAGAGGGUGGGAACCAUCUUAUAUGUCAUCUUUGCAGAAAUCACUUUCUGGAGUGUGGUUGCUGGCGUCUUACACAAAUUAGGAAUAUAUUGGAAACUAUAACAAUCAGCUGCAUUAUUAAUGGUCAAUCUGGAAUUGUUAUUCCUCUAUUAUAUUCUUCUUUUUGCUAUUUUGGUUCAUUGUACUCUGCAUCCAAAUUCUCCUAAUCAGUCACUUUCUCUUCAAUUUUUCAAAGAGAGUAGCACUCCAAAAUUUCCGUAUUGUGGUCCAAAAGGAAUAAAAACGAAAGGACAAAUACUCACUGCAAUGCCACUAAAAAACCCACGAGGUAAGAAAAGAUAGUAUACAGCAUUGACAUUUCGAGAGAGUAUCGCCCGAAACAUCAUUGCAUUGGAACUUCCGAAUUUAAGCUAGAUCGUAUUCUUCUGAGAGAAAACCUAAUACGGAAAUAAAAUACUAUAUGUUAA